Suncus etruscus (white-toothed pygmy shrew) is the source of this 3868-nucleotide messenger RNA. RefSeq names its product phosphofurin acidic cluster sorting protein 2 (gene PACS2). The record is from RefSeq and is a predicted model, not a curated record. The transcript is spliced from 25 exons. Bases 28 to 2751 code for a protein of 907 amino acids. Gene Ontology annotation, molecular function: transmembrane transporter binding. Lineage: Eukaryota; Metazoa; Chordata; Mammalia; Eulipotyphla; Soricidae. Gene Ontology annotation, biological process: protein localization to plasma membrane.
CGCCGAGGGAGCGGCGGGGCCGGCGCCAUGGCCGAGCGGGGCCGCCCGGGCCUCGCCGGCGCGCCCGGCGCGCUCAACACGCCGGUGCCCAUGAACCUGUUCGCCACCUGGGAGGUGGACGGCUCCAGCCCCAGCUGCGUGCCCAGGUUAUGCAGCCUGACGGUGAAGAAGCUGGUGGUGUUCAGGGAGCUGGAAAAGGAGCUCAUCUCUGUGGUGCUCGCUGUGAAGAUGCAGGGCUCCAAGCGGAUCCUGCGAUCCCAUGAGAUUGUGCUGCCCCCCAGUGGACAAGUGGAGACGGAUCUGGCGCUGACCUUCUCCUUGCAGUACCCCCACUUCCUGAAGCGCGAGGGCAAUAAGCUGCAGGUGUUGCUGCAGAGACGCAAACGUUACAAGAACCGAACCAUCCUGGGCUAUAAGACACUGGCGGCUGGUGCCAUCAACAUGGCCCAGGUGAUGCAGCACCCCUCAGAGGGCGGCCAGGUGCUGGGUCUGUGCAGCGGCACCAAGGAGGCGGCUGUCAAGGUGGCCGAGGUCUGGGUCUUCUCCCUGUGCAGCCAGCCUGUCGACCAUGAGGACGGUGCCAUGCAGGCCGGUCCCAAGGCCAAGUCUGUGGACAACUAUUCGGAGGAAGAGGAUGAAAGCUUUUCCUCGGAGCAGGAGGCCAGUGAUGAUGCUGUGCAGGGCCAGGACCUGGACGAGGAUGACUUUGACAUGGGGAAGGCAGUGAAGCAGCGGCGCUCGGUAGUAAGAACGACGUCCAUGACCAGGCAGCAGAAUUUCAAGCAGAAAGUAGUGGCGCUGCUGCGGAGGUUCAAAGUGUCAGACGAGGUUCUGGACUCAGAGCAGGAUCCGACGGAGCAUGUGCCUGAGGUGGAGGAAGACCUGGACCUGCUGUAUGAUACGCUGGAGCCCAGUGACAGUGGCCCCGACAUGGACGAUGAUGACAGUGUCCUCAGCACGCCCAAGCCCAAGCUCAGGCCCUACUUCGAAGGCCUAUCCCACUCCAGCUCGCAGACCGAGGUGGGCAGCAUCCACAGUGGGCGCAGCCAGAAGGACCCACCAAGCCCUGUGAGUCCCUCCGCUCUGGGGUCAGGGGCUGAGGUGCCUGAGAAGACGCGGGCCCUGGGGGGGAAGCUGCCCAGCGACAGCGUCUCAGACCUGGUAGCACAUCACAGUGGUCAGGUCCUGGGGGAGCAGCCAGCUCUGCCCCAAGACAGCCCCGAGACUGAACCCAGCAGCCUAGACAUCUUCACUGAGAAACUGCCUCCCAGCGGGCGCAUCACCAAGACCGAGUCGCUUGUCAUCCCAUCCACCAGGUCUGAGUGCAAGCAGGCAGGCCGUCGGGGGCGGAGCACGUCCCUGAAGGAGCGGCAGCCGGCCCGGCCUCAGAAUGAGAGGGCCAACAGCCUGGACAACGAGCGCUGCCCAGACUCCCGCAACCAGCUGCAGAUCCCCAGAAAAACCGUGUAUGACCAGCUGAAUCAUAUCCUCAUCUCCGACGACCAGCUCCCUGAGAACAUCAUCCUGGUCAACACCUCUGACUGGCAGGGCCAGUUCCUGUCAGGUGUGCUGCAGCGACACACGCUGCCUGUGGUCUGUACCUGUUCAGCCGCCGACGUCCAAGCUGCCUUCAGCACCAUCGUCUCCCGCAUCCAGCGAUACUGCAACUGUAACUCGCAGCCACCGCGGCCAGUGAAGAUUGCUGUGGCGGGCGCCCAGCACUACCUGAGCGCGGUGCUGCGCCUCUUUGUGGAGCAGCUCUCGCACAAGACUCCCGACUGGCUGGGUUACAUGCGCUUCCUAGUCAUCCCACUGGGCUCGCACCCUGUGGCCCGCUACCUGGGCUCCGUGGACUAUCGCUACAACAACUUCUUCCAGGACCUGGCCUGGCGUGACCUGUUCAACAAGCUGGAGGCCCAGAGCACUGUGCAGGACACGCCCGACAUCGUGUCAAGGAUCACUCAGUACAUCUCAGGGGCCAACUGUGCCCACCCGCUGCCCAUCGCAGAGGCCAUGCUCACCUACAAGCAGAAGAGGAGAAAGAACUUUCAUUUUGACUUUACCCUCAGCCCUGAUGAAGAGUCUGCACAGAAGUUCAUCCCCUUCGUAGGGGUGGUGAAGGUAGGCAUCGUGGAGCCGUCCUUGGCCACCUCAGGCGACUCAGACGAUGCAGCCCCAUCGGGCUCCUGUGUGCUCUCGUCCACCCCACCGUCCUCAUCUCCUGCCACCAAGGAAGCCUCACCCACGCCCCCCUCCUCCCCGUCAGUGAGUGGCAGCCUGGCUUCCCCCAGCCAGGGAGUCGGCGCCGAAUUGAUGGGGCUGCAGGUGGACUACUGGACGUCGGCACUGCCCACAGACAGGAAGAGGGACGCUGAGAAGAGGGAGCAGCCCAGCGCCAAGACAACGCUCAAGAGCACCUUCCGCUCUCUCCAGGUCAGCAGGCUGCCCAGUGGCGGCGAUGCGGCCCUCACGCCCACCAUGUCCAUGACCGUGGUCACCAAGGAGAAGAACAAGAAGGUCAUGUUCCUGCCCAAGAAAACCAAGGACAAGGACGUGGAGUCCAAAAGCCAAUGUGUGGAGGGCAUCAGCCGCCUGAUCUGCACAGCUAAGCACCAACAGAACAUGCUGCGAGUCCUCAUCGAUGGUGUGGAGUGGAAUGAUGUCAAGUUUUUCCAGCUCGCAGCACAGUGGUCAUCCCACGUCAAGCACUUCCCCAUCUGCAUCUUUGGACACUCCAAGGCAUCCUUCUAACCCCUCCCGUAGCCCAUGGCCCCUGUCUGGCGGGGGACACGGCCUGGUCUCAGCUUCCCUGUAAUACUCGGUGGGUGACAGCCAGAUCCUUAAAUGCAGCUGCUGUCUCCGUGUGAACGUGAUCACAGCCUGGCAGCAGAGGAUCUGGUCUGCCUUGGCCCCGGUUCCCAGGGCUGCCCACCUGCUGGAGAGGAGGGCAGGACAGAGGCCCUGCCUGUGCCUGCAGGUCUGAACACUUUUCAGUACAGGUAACUCUUAUCUGCCGAACCUGAUGGUGCCCUCCUGAACCCCAUGCCCGACCUGGGAUUGGGCGCUGCUCCAACCUGCCCCUGCUGUCUGCUCCGCACGCACUAUGGCCCUGCAGGGCUAACCACCAUCUGGGCUACUGCCUCGCUCUAGACAGGCCCCCUGCACCCUGAAGAUGCUUGUCCCCAGCUGAGCCCCUCCAGGCCUUGCCCCAUACCAGCCUCAAGGCCAUCCACGGUUCCUGUCGGGGAGGAGGGAUCCAGGGAGCCUGUCCCCCACCAGAGGCUCUGCCAGUGGUCCCACAACAUGCCCUACAGGAGAACUGGGCUGCACUCACCCCGUGCCUCAGUUUCCCUGUCCACCACGGGGGCAGCCACGUUCCCUGCCUACCUCACGGAGCCAUUCUGAGGACUUGUGCUGGCACCGGUUCCUCCAAGGCAGAAGCUGCAGAGGCCAGAGUGGGUGCAGGGCAAGGGGUGCCCAGUCCAGGGGCCAAGGUUAGGUGCCUCCGCCCAGCCCUGCACCCCAUGGCGCUGUGUCACCCCACGCCCCGUCUCCCCAGGACACGCGGGCCAGUGUCCACUUGGGGGCAAGGGCCCCCACCUUGCUGCACUGUUCUGGCUCCAGAUGAGGCCUCGCUGCCCGUGGCCGGGCCACUGUCAGGCCCCGACGGGGCGGGCUGACAGGCCGAGCGGACCCUGCUGCUCUGUACACCGUGCGACGCUUGUUUCUAGGGUGUUUGUUGCUAGGUCUCUUUUCUAACGAAACAGGACUGAUGUAAAUAGCCUUUGGGGAAGCAGGCGCUGAUGUGUCACGGACCUAACUGGACUAUUUUAAGGUGCUGAUGCAACAGAAUAAACCUGGAGACACA